AUGGCUGCAGCAUUUAUGGACCACUGGGAAAUUGUUGACCUGCUACUCGAUCAUGGGGCUAAAAUCUCCGUAGGAAACCGACUCAGCUGGGGCCACAGCGCUACAUCUGGCACUAUCCAAUGGUCAAAAGACAGCAGCCCACGAGCGAAGACGGUUCAGACGAUACGGAGAGGAAGCGAUCUGACGUUGGCGGACGCCCAUGGACGAGUUUGCAUCCACCUGGCCGCUUAUCACGGCGAUCGAAAUCUGAAGUUCUUGAUAGGUGCCACAUGUAUUGACGUACAAGAUUCUCUCGGUCGAACUCCACUAAUGCUUGCUGCAAGUCAGGGGCAAUUGGAAGCAGUGGAUCAGUUGACCAAAAAUGGUGCUUAUAUUGAUUGUAUCGAUUCGGAUGGUCGGACAGCGUUCCAGUUGGCAGCCAUACAUGGACAUCUACCUGUCGUCGAUCUUCUUUUAGCACUUGGCGCUGACGAAGCCCAUAAAGAUAACGAUGGUGCCGUAGCGCUGCACUACGCUGUGGCUCACGGCGACGUGGCGCUCUGUAAGGCUUUAGCCACCUCGGCCACCGUGCGAGCUACAGAUCGGGCUGGAAACCAUCCGCUUAUCAAUGCCUGUCAAGGUGACAAUGAAGAGGUGGUCCAAGAACUCAUAAAUCUCGGAGCCAACGUAGAGCAACUAUCCCUAAACGGUCAGAGCGCAUUACGGGUAGCCGCGCUGUCCGGCAACACAAAAAUUGUCCGACUGCUGGCCGAACAUAUUACUGACUGGGAACAGCAGGACAUGGAUGGCACUCCACUUGUACAUACAUUGCUUAUCAAUAAACAGACGGCAAUGGCUGAAUUGCUGCUGACGCUUGGGGCAUUUAUCUCGGCUCGAGACGCCCAUGGACGGGACAAGCUGUGUCCAUGGGUGGUGCAGGUGUGCGCCAUUAAUGAUAUGUGUGGUGCUCGGAUGCUUCGACGUCUCGCGGCAUCGUUCGAAGCAGUGGAUUCUGGUGGUCGAACACCGCUUCUGACGGCCGUCUGGAAUUGUCAUCUGGAAAUGGCCGCCUACCUGCUCGAAACUGUCGGCGUCAAUCCGAAAACGGCGGAGAGGGGUCAGCAAGCGGCUCAGCUGAUUCGUCGGGGUUUGGCAGCGUGCCAAACUCGCCAUUGGAUUUCAGAUCUUUGGGGCGAAAGUCGCUAA
Messenger RNA from Cooperia oncophora, 1185 nucleotides. The record is from the annotation of a GenBank genome assembly. Lineage: Eukaryota; Metazoa; Nematoda; Chromadorea; Rhabditida; Trichostrongylidae.